Asparagus officinalis (garden asparagus) is the source of this 946-nucleotide messenger RNA. RefSeq names its product E3 ubiquitin ligase BIG BROTHER-like. Lineage: Eukaryota; Viridiplantae; Streptophyta; Magnoliopsida; Asparagales; Asparagaceae. The transcript is spliced from 6 exons. Gene Ontology annotation, molecular function: ubiquitin conjugating enzyme binding; ubiquitin-protein transferase activity. The record is from RefSeq and is a predicted model, not a curated record. Gene Ontology annotation, biological process: protein ubiquitination; negative regulation of organ growth. Bases 99 to 593 code for a protein of 164 amino acids.
ACAGUCGAACUAAUUUACCUAGAACUUCUUCGAGUUCUAAUUCUAGAGCUGAUCAGGAUUUUGGCCAACGCAAGAAAGAAGGGAAUUCUUCCGAAACCAUGAAUGUCGAGAUACAGCUAGAAGUAGAUGAAGCUUUAGCUAGAGAGUUACAAGAGAUGGAGAAUCAGUUCGCCAGUACUUCUGUCGGUGAAGCUGCUGGUACAGCAUCUGAUACUAGCAGUACAGGAUCUUCUGUAGGAAAUGCAGAAGGCAGUUCUUCUAAUACAUCAUCACAGGUUGCAAGAGAAGAUGAUAUUGACCCAGAGAACAUGACCUAUGAGGAGUUGCAAUCAUUAACUGAAGCCAUAGGUACCGAAAGCCGAGGCCUAUCAGAUGAGCUUAUAUCCUUCUUGCCUUCGUCUACUUACAAAACCAGACUAUUUUCCCGAAAAGAGAAACGUGAUGAGUGUGUGAUAUGUUACAUGGCUUACAAAAAUCGAGAUAAACUGAUCAAGCUUCCCUGCCAACAUCAAUACCAUAAACAUUGUAUCACUCGUUGGUUGAAGAUCAACAAGGCAUGCCCGGUAUGCAAUGAAGAGGUUUUCGGGUCUUAAGAUGUUGCAUUUCCAUUGAAAACAACCAAUAUAAAUGAGCAAGCACCUGAUCCUGUUGCUUAUGAACUCAUGAAAGUAUGCUCAGUAAAGAGAACAAUACUAUUAUCUGACAGUCCAAAAGUUCUCUUAUAGGCACGACAUGGGAGGGAGAGGUAAUAAAAUAAUACUCUAUUAACUUAUUCAUGUGUAAAUACCCAUUUUAUUUGCUAUAUUUGUUGUGCUGCUGGAAUUCAUGUUGAAAACUUGUGGAAGUUAAGUUUAUAGAGAUGCUUAAUAAGUUGUUGCGAAUCGAUUUUUGGUAUUGUUGCAUACAUUCAUUUGAUGGAUUAUACAUAAUUUUAUUUUGAAGAAAA